Molecule: messenger RNA, 1860 nt
Organism: Sitodiplosis mosellana (orange wheat blossom midge)
Lineage: Eukaryota; Metazoa; Arthropoda; Insecta; Diptera; Cecidomyiidae
Product: adenosine deaminase 2-A-like
Exons: 5
Coding region: 1-1860 (619 amino acids)
Biological process (GO): inosine biosynthetic process; adenosine catabolic process
Molecular function (GO): adenosine deaminase activity
Source: RefSeq, a predicted model, not a curated record
AUGCGUUCGGUGCGAAUUUUAUUUGGUGUAUCGCUGUUUUGUAUUCAUCAGCUUACCGUUUAUUCGGAGUUUCCAAAUCCUCCCGUGUAUCCUGCUGCGGUCACUCUAAUCAAAGAGCAUCGUGCUCUGGUGCAAGAAUUGAAAGAAAGAGAAACGAUUUUGAGUUUUGGCAAUGCUGAAGAUAAAAAUAAAUCACAAAGACAAAAGAUAAUUGACCAAAUAAUCAAUAAGACCAUAAAAGAUGGAGCUGUCCAAAAUUUAGAGACGUUGGUUAAUGAAAAACUAAUGAUAUUGAAGAAUUUAGCAAUUGAAGAGGGUUUGAAAAAGCCGGAUCAAUUCCUUGGCGUUCAUGAUUUUACCGAUAUUUUAGUGGAAAGUAGAGAAACCGAUCUACACAAAAUACUCAUAAAAAUGCCAAAAGGCGCUAAUCUACAUGCUCAUUCAACAUCCAUGUCAACACUUCAAACCUUACUAGAAAUGCCAACUAGAAAGUUUUGUGGAGCCGAUUAUGAGAAUGUGUAUGUUCUACAUAACAAUUAUGACUAUUCAGACAUAAGGGGCUUCAAAGUUUCAAACCAACCACCAACUUCAACUGAAAAGAAUCUGCAGUAUAGCAAACUCAAGGAGGUGAUGUUUUCUAACAAAUAUGGUGAAAAAGGAUUCAUUGAUGGUCUAAAAUCAAUUCUGACACUCAAAUCAAUAGACAAACAUCAUGGUGAAGAGGCUUGGACAGCAAUGAGUAAACCAUAUGCCGUGCUCAAUGGUUUGUUGAACUAUGCGCCAUUUCUAGAGAAGAUUAUUGAAAAGAGUCUCGAGGAGAUGAUGAAAGAAAAUGUUCAAUACGUCGAAAUCAGAGCUACUUUUGGAAUGGUAUAUGAUUUGAAAAAAGUGUUGUCACCCGAAGAAACGUUCCAAUUUUAUAAGGAUGUUUGUACGAAAUUCACAAAGAAGCACCUGGCUAGCGGAAUGCCGAAUCGAGGAAUCUUUGCGAAAAUAACUUUUAUCGGACCUGUUGGUCCGACGAAAGAACAGCAUGAAGACUUCUUCAAAAUCUAUAAAAGACUGGUGAAGAAAGAUAAAGAAGCCUAUCCUCUCUUCUUGAAUGGCUUUGAAUUGGAAGGCCCCGAAGAUGGUAUGUCUCCAGCAACACCUACGUUAGAUUCCUAUGUACCAUAUAUCAAAGAACUGGACACAUACCUAGAGACCAAUGAAAACAUAACAAAUAUGAACUAUUAUUUCAACGCUGGUCAAACCAAAACGUAUAAAAUUUCCGAUGAAAAUUUGUAUGAUGCCGUAAUGCUAGCUAAACGUAUCGGUCAUGCUUAUACUCUUCCUAAACAUCCGUACUUGAUGGAAUUAGCCAAGAAACGUGAUGUAUGCAUCGAAGUCAGUUUGACUGCAGAUUUAGCGACGAAACUAAAUUUCGACUUACACUCGCAUCCGAUGAGCGAAAUGUUAGCCAACAACGUUCAAAUGGUAAUUACGCCGAAGAAUCCAGCUUUCCAGGACUCAACGAUGACCGAUGAUUUCUAUCUCGCUUUUGUAUACGUUGCCGCCCAAGAGCAUGAUUUGAGUGUUUUGAAAAAGUUGAUUCUCAAUUCGUUUAAAUACAGUGGCAUGAACAACGAGGAAUUGACCGAAGCGGUAGAAGCAUGGGUUUCAAAAUAUAUGAAAUGGUUGAAGGAGACUAACCAAACAUUAUCUGCAACGAAAAUGAAAGACGAUCGAAGAAAACUCGAGUGGCUAAAACUAGAGAGAACUGAUUUCUUCAAGGAUGUGGUUACGGAUGAACUUAGAGAACAGAAAUAUCCAAAGAAUGAAUAUCCAGCAAUAAAAGAAAUAAUUAAUGCACGUUCGUAG